Molecule: messenger RNA, 1902 nt
Organism: Cetraspora pellucida
Lineage: Eukaryota; Fungi; Glomeromycota; Glomeromycetes; Diversisporales; Gigasporaceae
Source: the annotation of a GenBank genome assembly
AUGGGAGAAAAUCCACAUUAUACCCAGUCAUGGGCAUAUACUUACGAUCAAAAUCAGCAGCAGUACCUUGUACCUCCGGGAACCCAAGCUUCAGAUUAUUCCAGCUUUUCAUAUGCAGCACCGGGUUCUACUCAAUCUUACGCUCAGUAUCAAACAGCUUACACUUACUCAUAUCCGACGUCUACAACACCCUUACCAACAGCCACUUAUCCUCCAGGAGUAACGUUGCCACCAUCGCAAGUAACUUCUAAUUUUCAACUCAAUCCUCCUGGAGUAACAUCAAGUUCUUCAUGGUAUUCUGCACCAAUACCAACUACGAUGUCUUAUCAAACACCUGCCUAUAAUCCAGCUUCGUUCGACCCUAAUGUCUAUUAUCAAACGUAUGGGAUUUAUCCGGCAACUGGCGCAGCUUCAGGAACAUAUCCUACUUAUUCAGCAGCUCCAUUACCUGAAGCUAGUAAUUUUACCCACAAUAACUCAUCAUUUCCUAUUACUCCCUUACCUGAAUCUGGAACAAAUACCGUCAAUACCGUACAAAAUAAUGUUAUAAAUGAGGGAAAGUCGUUAGAAGUUCAACAAACAACUUCCGGAUUUGCAAACUUACAAGUCAAUCCUAGUGCUAAUAAUGGGAUUAACAGUGAUGACCAAAAACCAAAACCACUCUAUCGCCAGAUUAAAAUCCAGCAAAACAAGACCUUGAUUAAAAACAAUCCACUAGAAAGUCCAGAGCCUGAGAAUACAACUACAGACCAACAAAGCUCAACCCAAAAAUCACAAAAGCAACCUACCGCUCCAAAAGAAUGGCCUUCGAGUUUAAAGGAUUAUGUUCAGCGAAGUUUCAAUGAAGCGCAACAUAAUAUAGAUGCCGUUGAGAGGGAGUUGAAAAUCAUCAUUUCCAAUAAAAUGUCAGAAGGCUUAUUGUACGAAACGGACUGGUCAAAAAUGGAAUUACCACAAAGCUGUAGAUCAUCAAGUUUACUUCGAGAAAAUGAAAAGCGAAAAAAUCAAUCACCUUCUGAUCGAUAUUCAUUUGACAGCGAUGAAUGCAGCGAAUCACAAAAAAGAGAAAAACGAGCUAAACGUUUUCAAGAGCAUGAGAGAAUUAAUAGACCUCGUUGGGAACCUCCUGUUCAACAAUUAGAUGAGAUCGAUGUGGAUCAAACAAUUGUCGGAACUUGCCAGAAACUUGAAAAGUCAUAUUUACGCCUGACUUCUGCACCUGAUCCAUCAACCGUUAGGCCUUUACGCAUAUUAAAGCAGACUUUAGAGUUUUUAAAAGCAAAAUGGGUUGGAGAUCAAAAUUAUACAUAUAUUUGCGAUCAAUUCAAAUCCUUACGUCAGGAUUUAACGGUUCAACACAUUAAAACUGAAUUCACCGUAAAAGUAUAUGAGACACAUGCUCGCAUUGCACUUGAAAAGAGCGAUUUGGGUGAGUACAAUCAAUGUCAAACACAACUAAAGGAGCUUUAUAGAUUGAAUAUUCCAGGUUCAGUCAUGGAGUUUAUGGCAUAUCGACUCCUUUACUUUCUGUAUACGAGAAAUCGUUCAGAUAUCAACGCCUUGAUCGCUGAACUUACGGAUGAAAUGAAGAAUGACGAAGCGAUUAAGCAUGCAUUAGAGGCACCUAAUAUGGGAGCUUAUCUUAUGGAUCAUUUCAUUGAAAGAGAAAGAAUUGCUGCUUUACAGACUUUAUGCAAAGCUUUCCGUCCUACUUUGGAGAUGGAGUUCAUACGAACAGAAUUAGCUUUCAAUGAUAUGGAAGAAUGUUAUCAAUUUUUGAGCGAACACAAUUCAUCUGAUUAUAUUUUAGCUGACAACACAUUAGAUACUAAGAACGCACAAAAGUCUAUAGAAGCCAGCAGUAAGAAAUUUGAAAAAAUCGAUAUUAAGGGGCAAAUCUGA